Messenger RNA from Lodderomyces margitis, 1938 nucleotides. Its product is annotated as triacylglycerol lipase. The transcript has a single exon. The record is from RefSeq and is a predicted model, not a curated record. The coding region runs from base 1 to 1938 and encodes 645 amino acids. Gene Ontology annotation, molecular function: protein tyrosine/serine/threonine phosphatase activity. Gene Ontology annotation, biological process: protein dephosphorylation. NCBI's taxonomy places the organism in Eukaryota, Fungi, Ascomycota, Pichiomycetes, Serinales, Debaryomycetaceae.
AUGCUGAGUGACGAAGAUAUAGAGGAGACGUUGGCUAUAACAGCCUCUUCUGGCUUUCAUGCUCACACCUCCGGCUCAAAGUUUUCAGACAAGUUGUCUCAGUUGGAAGCUGAGCAAGAACUCAAGACGCAGACUAUUUUUGCGAAAAUCAAGUCAUUUCUCAAAAUACAGCUCUUAAGGUACCCCAACGAGUUGGAAAAGUACAUAUUAGAAAAGGAGCCAAAUGAUUGUGCAUUGAUUGCAAAGUACCGAAGGACUACAGAUAUAGACUUGAGCAUGGAACCGUCAUUGACCAUUGAUCAAUUGACUUUAAAUACUUUACAUAUCCCCCAUCCCCUCGAGAGUUUUAUGAGGAAUGAAACUCAUCAACAAGCUGCUGACGAUGUUUUAGAAGGUGUAAACAACGAAUUGCGGGAAAGCCCAAUCUUGGUUUUCAUUCAUGGUUUGGGGGGACAAAUGUCACAGUUUGAGCCUUUAAUCGGGUUACUAUCACAAUGUGCCGAGAUAGUGUCGUUAGAUUUGCCUGGUUUUGGAAAUUCCAAAGCGUUUGACAAAGGUCACAAGUUUGUAUCCCAUAUAAGUGAAUCGGAGCAGCAACGAAUUUCAGCCUCCAUAAAGGGUAUGUCUUGGGAAGACUUUCUGACAGCCAACAUCGUUAGCAUUGUUUAUGCUUUUCUACGGCAACAAGUCCCUGAAAAGAAGGUUAUUCUAAUUGGCCAUUCUAUGGGAACUCACAUUGCAGUAAGAGUAGCAAAGAAAUUGCCGCCACACAAGGUUGAAGGAUUGAUUCUUCUUUCACCACCAGAUGUGAUUGAUGAUUCAGUACCAGGGCUGCAGGAUUUAGAAACGGGUGGGUUAUCAUGGCUUUUUAGGCUUUUUGUUUACCUUCCGUUCUUGUUCAACUUGUUUAGAACUUGGGAUAGGCUCCCCGGGUUACAGAGCAAAAGUGUGCGUCGACAAUUGCCCAAAAAUAGUCUGUUGUAUAAUAGGCUUCGGCAGUUUCGGUGGAAUUUGGAUAUUGAUUCGGUUACGUUGCUUAAGUAUGUACAUGGGUUUAGAAAGAUUACUACAUCUGACCUCGUGGUGGCGAUCAGCCAAUUCAACAACAACAAAAGCGAUGACCGUGCCUAUGAGAAGACCUUGUUAGUAUGUGGUUCUGAAGACCAUGUCACCAAUGUCAAGCACAUUUAUCACAUUGAUAAAUUUUUAACCAACACUUUUAAUAGAAAGAUUUCGUCAGCAAUGGAGGUUAAAGAUGCAGGACAUUCAUUGUUGCUAGCAAAGCCAGAGCUCACAAGCGGUCUGAUUUUAAAUCACAUUGAAACGAAGCUACCACAGCGUUUGAAUCUAUCACCUGCUUGGGUUUUGAAAGUCAAAGCACUUAUUUCAGGGGACAAAUGGGGUUUAAAGAAUGAGGCAAAGUGGCUUAAUUUGAAGCCAAUAUCUGAUAAUAUAACGCGAGGCAGUGAGGUUUCUCCAUUGUUGGGCAUGAAGACAUUGAGGGAAGGCGAUGCGGUUCAUUCACCAGGAGUAGUCGAGUCUGUGUAUUAUGAACAUGCAAAUUCAAAUGUCAAAGGCAAAUUGAUUGCCGUAAUUGACAUUUCUUCCGAUAUCCCGCCAUAUAACCCUCAGUCGUUCAAACACAUCCGAUACUACAAAUGUGCCACCGUGUCAAAAGUUGUUCCUGAUCAAGCGUCCAUAUGCAGAUUUAUCAACUUGGUGGAUGAGAUUCUAAAGGAAUCCGAUGUAGAGAAACCGCUCAUUGGGGUACAUUGUCACUACGGAUUCAAUAGAACGGGGUUUUUGAUUUGUUGCUAUUUAAUUGAAGCAUUGGGAUGGUCGGUGAAAGAUGCAGUUGAAGGUUUCAGGGUUGCCAAACCUCCUGGAAUUAGACAUCCUCACUUUAUAGAUGCCUUAUACGUUAGAUACGAUACUUAG